AGGUGAGCCACGGGAAUAUACUGUAAGUUAUAUGACUGACAGCUGGAAGCCAAACAUUUGUGCCUGAAUCCCGCUCGCUCCUCCCUAAUGGGGCCCUCGGCGGCCAAUAGCGUGGCUCUCCUGCAGAUAGACCCCAGUGUGUCUCCUUCCAGCUCCAGUCCCCGCAGAGUAAAAGUCACGUUGGAAGGAAAAGGGGAGAGAGAUAUCUACUUACAGCUGCUGUCAGAUAUCCGAUCGCAUUCGCAUGGCGAGGAGGUAACCUGAUCGAGCUGGGAGGAGUGACUUUACAAGGGAAGGCUUGAACAAAAAAAAAAAUGUCCUCUUCUUCUGCCGGAGAAGUCUCAACAGCGAAUGACAUCAAGAGGGAAAAUGUGAAGGAGGUGGAUAAGCGGGAGUGCAUCAAGCUUGUGGCGCUGGACGCGGCGGAGUUGUCCAUGGAGCGCACGACUCCCAACACGGACGCGGUGCGCACGGAGCUGUUGGUGAGCGCCGCUUCCUCACUGGCUUUCUCCCCGGAGCAAGUGGCGUGUGUCUGCGAGGCUUUGCAGCAGGGAGGUAAUGUGGACCGGCUGGCCAGGUUCCUGUGGUCCCUGCCACAGAGUGACCUGCUACGCGGCAAUGAAAGCAUCCUGAAAGCCCAAGCCCUCGUCGCGUACCACCAGGUUCGGUACCAGGAGCUGUACAGUAUUUUGGAGAACCACAGUUUCAGUCCAUCCAACCACACCUUUCUGCAAGAUCUGUGGUACAAGGCCCGGUACACCGAGGCGGAGAAGGCGCGGGGGAGACCCCUGGGCGCCGUGGACAAGUACCGGAUCCGGAGAAAGUACCCUCUCCCCAGGACUAUCUGGGACGGCGAGGAGACUGUGUAUUGUUUCAAGGAGAGGUCCCGGAACGCGCUGAAGGAUCUGUAUAACCAGAAUAGGUACCCCUCUCCUGCCGAGAAAAGAAACCUCGCCAAGAUUACAGGACUCUCCUUGACCCAGGUCAGCAACUGGUUCAAAAACAGGAGACAGAGAGACAGAAACCCGUCCGAGGCACAAUCAAAAAGUGAAUCUGAUGGAAACCACAGCACAGAGGAUGAGUCAAGCAAAGGCCAGGAGGAGCUGUCUCCCCGGCCCCUGUCUAACUCCUCAGAUGGGGUGAUCACCCAUGGGACCCUUCCCAUUCAAACAGGGCCUCUGGACAGUGGGGUGGUCAUCCAGCAGAUCGGGGACAUCAAGCUGCCCCCUGGAUCCAGCGGUGGCGGUCUGUACAACGGAAGUCUAGUGACCAGCAACACUUCCUCCACUGUGUUUCACAACGGUGGCUCGUCUUACCUCCACACACCUGGAAACAUCCUCUUCAACGGGCUCAAUUUGGGCAUCCAGCCGCUGGCCUUCAACCCUCUGAGGCCAUCUGGAGGGGUGCUGCUUGGGGGCUCUGGUAUGGACAUGCAGAUGCAGACAGGACAGGAGAAAGGACUGGGCAGUUCUGCUGAGGACUCGGCCCUACAGUACGGCUCCUACUCCGGCUGUGUGAACGGAGCAGAGGUGAAGCUGGAGGGGGUUCACACCAUGGCUGCCCAGAACGGAGGCUCCUCUGUGCUCACGUUCAGCUCCUCGUCAGGUGCGCUGCAGCUGGGUGGCUACAGCCUGGUCCAGGUAGGAAGUGGAGUCUCUGACAGCGAUGGCAGCUCAUUACUCAACAGUGACGUAGGUCUUCCUCCACUGCAGCUCUCCUCUGCCUCAUCUUCCUCACAACAAGGUACAAUGCCUCUGAACAACGUAGCAGUGAGUUCCUCCAGCGACGACUCGUUCCAGCAGCAGGACAAGCUGACCAUGACGUCCCUGCACCACAGCACAGUCCUCUACAGCAUGAGCAAUGCCGGCCAGCCGGCCAUCAAGAAGGAGCCUCUGGAGGGAGGCGUCUACUCCUCGUACCACCACGGGCUCCACCUGGACCCCAGUGGUCAGCUCAGCUACACCACCCCCAACUCAGAAGAGGUUCCUUCCAGUCAAGGUCCAGCCUCCAGCACGGAGAACCCCGCCGUCAGCUCGUCCAGCCCCGAGCCAGAGGUCUACACCACCCUCACCGUCAGCACGCCCCUGAUGGCUCAAACGGACCCCAGCAGCCACCAUCUCCAGCCCACAGAGUACAUCGGGGGCCACGAGGUCCGGGGGCCCUCCUCGCACCUGAUGGGCCCCGGCAUGAACAGCAACUACAUGAACCUUUCAGAGAACAAGGUGGACGGCUCAGGCUCGGGAGGCGUGAGUGAGAUGGUGCGGGCGAUGUGUGGGGAGAUGGAGGCUGUGGAGGGGAAGGAGCUAGCCAAACUACAGACAGUGCAGAUGGAGGAGGACAUGGCUGACCUUUAACCUCGAGCCUCCUCUCGCAGAAGCACUCACGUCCGCCCCAAGCCGUGAUAUGGUGAAUCUUUUUACUUUUGUGUGCGCGUGUGUGUGGUUGUUUUUUUUUUUUUUUUACCAUUCAUUUCCUUUAAAUGUUAAAUUAUUUGUGUUCAUUUGACUUUUACAAUGCACUCUAGUCAGAGCGGAGCCCCGUGGGUGGGCGAGUUUAUCAUAAAAAUUAAAAAAAGUCUGACACGUUUUAAAAAGCCCCGUUCAUGAGAUGAAACAUCGCUGACAGGAGAAGUUGCUCUAUGUGUGUGAGCCGUGUUUAAAUGUGCAUUUUUAUAGACAACACCUGCUACUUCCUGUUGAGAGGAUUUGAUCUGCAGAAGCAGGUGCUGGAAUGCCUUGAGUCACAUGACCAGGAUGUUCCUCCAAACUAAAUGCGUCAUAUGGGUCAAACCAAAAAGGUCAUUCAGUAGGGGGAAGAGGGAGAGAGCCUCUGUGAAAACAGUCAGUUAAAGAGCGACGACUUCACCAAAGGACUGCACACACACAGAGAAUAGGUCAUUAAACACACAAAGCUGCUGAUUUAGAAAAAAAGUGUCCUUCAGUUAUCACUUUAAAGUCUCUGAAUGCCUCUCAAGUCACGGCAAACCCCUGUUUUUGUGCUUUAUAUCAUACCAAAUGAACUAGGAGUGUUGGACUUAGACGAAUGUGCCUUUCUGCUACUUAAAAUACACAAUGGCAUUGGUCUGUUUUGGCAUUUGCACUAUCAUUAUGACAUUAAAACAGCCUUCAUGUUGGAGGGUUUGUCCUCAACAAAUGCACACUAUUUCAACUCAUAUUUCGAGCCUCAUCUUUAACCUGUGAGACCAACAUGAUGAUCUAAAGGUCACGCUCACACGUUGUUCAUCAUGUGUUGUUUUUAUAACGCUGCAACUCAUAGUAUGUUACCUAGAUGUGAUGAUGCUAUACUAUAUCCUGUUUCAUUUUGAUGUGUCUCUCCCAGUGUCAGUAAUCAUGAAUGAUAUUUUUCUAUAAAGGGAUUGUGAUAAUCUCUCAUUGCAUGGCGUCAUGUUUUGGACACUAGUGCCUUUUACUUUUUGUUUUGUGAGUAACACUGAAAGGAAGCUCGGUCUUAGCUCUUGCAGGCUUCAGAGAUUUACCACCACCGCCGCUGCCGCUGCCGCUGCUGCUGGCACAUUUGUUGGGUGUCAGUGUGGAGGGGAAAGACGAGAGAAUGUGGAGCCCAUUUGUCAAGUGUGUCCGGUGCUUUUCACAACAGGAGCCUAAUUCCUUGCUGUCAUACAUGACCAUAAUAGCACAUUUCAGCCUCACAGCCAACUCACACCAUGCACAUCUAUCAGUGCAUCACAUGUCUUCAUACAAGUGGACUAGUAAUACUUUCCUUUGACAGGAUUUAUCCCAUCAAUUUGAACGGAUGUUUCAGUGGAAGUAUCCUCAGUGCUUUAAUGUCAUUAUACCAAAAAUGAGUCGUGGGCAAAUAGUAAAACUGAUGGUCAUUUGUUUUUGUUUUUUAUCUUAGUUUGAAUUAUAUGUUUGUCUGAAAUUAUGUGAAUGUAUUUUUCUAAAUCUCCAUACUGCAAUAAAAGUUUAUAUUUAUAAAAACAUAAA
Molecule: messenger RNA, 3965 nt
Organism: Epinephelus moara (kelp grouper)
Lineage: Eukaryota; Metazoa; Chordata; Actinopteri; Perciformes; Serranidae
Gene: six4a
Product: SIX homeobox 4a
Exons: 3
Coding region: 315-2354 (679 amino acids)
Biological process (GO): regulation of transcription by RNA polymerase II
Cellular component (GO): nucleus; transcription regulator complex
Molecular function (GO): RNA polymerase II cis-regulatory region sequence-specific DNA binding; DNA-binding transcription factor activity, RNA polymerase II-specific
Source: RefSeq, a predicted model, not a curated record